This is a messenger RNA of Anguilla rostrata (American eel), 7358 nucleotides long. It is a transcript of the gene igsf9ba, whose product is annotated as immunoglobulin superfamily, member 9Ba. Gene Ontology annotation, molecular function: protein binding. Gene Ontology annotation, biological process: cell-cell adhesion. Bases 246 to 4649 code for a protein of 1467 amino acids. The record is from RefSeq and is a predicted model, not a curated record. NCBI's taxonomy places the organism in Eukaryota, Metazoa, Chordata, Actinopteri, Anguilliformes, Anguillidae. The transcript has 21 exons.
AAAAUUGCUGGAGCAGCGAUCGCCUCAGUGGUGCAGGUGCUCUGUCUCGGAGAGAGGAUGCGAAAGGAGAGAAGGGGUGGGAAAGGAAUGAAGGGACGCGCUGAAGAAAACGUGCACGGGGCAUGAAUAAAAGGGUGUCAGUGGGAGAUUGUGCGUUCGCCGUCAAAAGGGCUCGGCUAUGAAAGAUUUAUUGAAAGGGGCACUUUGAGAUAUAAUGAGGUUUCUUUCUGGUUGGCGAUAGUACUAUGAUUUGGUAUGUGGCUACUUUGAUAGCAAGUGUAUUCAGCACCCGAGGAACGGCAGCUCAAGGUGCCCACGGAGUCCGAGAGGAGCCCCAGUUUGUGACGGCGCGCGCAGGAGAGAGCGUGAUUCUGGGAUGUGACGUGUCGCACCCGCUCAACGGCCAGCAGGCGCCCUACGUGGUGGAGUGGUUCAAGUUUGGAGUGCCCAUCCCCUUCUUCAUCAACUUCCGCUUCUACCCUCCGCAUGUGGACCCAGACUACGCCGGCAGAGCCAGCCUGUACGGGAAGGCCUCGCUGCGGAUCGAACGCUUGCGCUAUGAGGACCAGGGCUGGUACGAGUGCAAGGUCCUGAUGCUGGAGCAGCAGGCCGACACCUUCCAGAACGGCAGCUGGGUGCACCUCACCGUCAACGCUCCUCCCACCUUCACGGACACACCCCCGCAGUACGUGGAGGCCAAGGAAGGGGGCAGCAUCACCUUGAGCUGCACUGCCUUUGGGAACCCCAAGCCUGUGGUCAGCUGGCUUAGAGAAGGAGAGACGCUGGUGGACAGUGAGAAAUACAAGGUAAGCGACGGAAGUGUGACGGUUCGGUCGAUCCACCGCGAGGACAGGGGGGCCUACACAUGCCGCGCCCACAGCGUCCAGGGAGAGGCCGUCCACACAACCCGCCUGCUCGUUCAAGGACCGCCAUUUAUUGUGUCUCCGCCCGAAAACAUAACUGUAAACAUAUCCCAGAAUGCACUCUUCACCUGUCAAGCAGAGGCGUAUCCUGGCAACCUGACCUACACCUGGUUUUGGGAGGAAGAUAAUGUCUACUUCAAGAAUGACCUGAAGCUCAGGGUGAGAAUUCUGAUUGAUGGAACCCUCAUCAUCUUCCGGGUGAAGCCCGAGGAUGCUGGGAGAUACACCUGCAGCCCAAGCAACAGCCUCGGACACGCGCCGAUCGCGUCCGCGCACCUUACCGUCCAGUACCCUGCCAGAGUCGUGAACAUGCCGCCCGUCAUCUACGUCCCGAGGAAACUGCCAGGGUUCAUUCGCUGCCCAGCGGACGCCAACCCGCCCGUGACGCUGGUCAAGUGGGAGAAAGACGGAUACCCGCUCAGAGUCGAGAAGUACCCCGGCUGGAGCCAGUUGGAGGACGGGAGCAUUCGCGUGGAGGAGGUGACGGAGGACUCUCUGGGUACCUACACUUGUGUGCCUUACAACAUCCUGGGCACCAUGGGGCAGUCGCCCCCCGCCACCCUGGUGCUGAUGGAUCCCCCCUAUUUCAACGUUCGUCCCGGGGGAGAGUACCGGCAGGAGGCCGGGAGGGAGCUGGUCAUCCCCUGUGCUGCGUCCGGAGACCCCGAGAUCCCCACCAUCAUGUGGAGAAAAGUGGGGAAGCCCAGCAGAAGCCAGCACACCAUCCUGCCAUGCGGCAGUCUGCAGUUCAGCUCCCUCAGCAAGGAGGACCACGGGGAGUGGGAGUGCGUCGCCACCAACGUCGUCACCAGCAUCACUGCCAGCACCCGCCUCCUCGUCAUCGGCACAAGCCCACACGCCCCCACCAACAUCCACGUCUCCGUCUCCACCACCACGGCCAACGUCUCCUGGGAGCCCGGAUACGACGGCGGAUUCGAGCAGACAUUUUCAGUCUGGUACGGCCCUGUGGUGAAGCGGGCGCAGUUUGGGCCGCACGACUGGCGCUCGGUCGCCGUGCCCGGCGCCCGGAACUGGCUGCAGGUGCAGGGGCUGGAGGCGGAGACGGCGUACCAGUUCAGCGUCCUGGCACAGAACAAGCUGGGCACCGGCCCCUUCAGCGAGGUCGUCACUGUGAACACGCUAGUAUUUCCUAUAAGUACCCCUGAAACACUGGUGCUGCUUACCCCACCAAGGUGCCUCACAGCCAAUCGGACACAACAGGGAGUCCUGCUGACAUGGCUCCCUCCAGCCAAUCACACCUCACCAAUCAACCAUUACAUCAUGGAGUUCCGCCUGGUGGAGAGGUGGGAUGUCUUAGAUGAUGCAAUCCCAGCUGGAGAGACUGAGCUGCUGGUAAAAGACCUUGUCCAGGACUCGUGGUACGAGUUUCGGGUGAUGGCCGUCAUGGAGAACGUGGUCAGCGAGAACAGCAACAUCGUGGGAGUGUCAAGUACAGAUUUGUUCUCCGCCCCGGAGAUGGUGGACGAGGGCCUGGCGCGGCCGGUGGUGGCGGGCAUCGUGGCCACCAUCUGUUUCCUGGCGGCCGCCAUCCUCUUCAGCACGCUGGCGGCCUGCUUCGUCAACAAGCAGCGCCGCCGCAAGCUCAAGAGGAAGAGAGAUCCUCCCCUUUCGAUAACGCACUUCAGAAAAAGCAUAGAGACACCGAUCCCUCUUACCCCCUUGCCUGGCAUUGAGCCCUACUGGGAGGGGCCAGACGAGAGCAGCUACAGGCCCCCGCACACCAGUCCUCAGUCCUCCUCUGGGAAGGCGAGCCCGGAGAGCGUGCGCUCGCUGGGCCCCAUGUCCGAGUCGUCGGAGGACGGGCGCCGGCUGCCCAGCCCCGCCAAGGAGAAGGAGCUGUCGCUCUACAAGAAGACCAAGCGCGCCAUCGCCAGCAAGAAGUACAGCGUGUCCAAGCACGAGGCGGAGGCGGCCACGCCCAUCGAGCUCAUCAGCCGCGGGCCCGACGGCCGCUUCGUCAUGGAGGCCGGGAGCCCCGAGACGCCCGCCCGGCCCCGCCGCAUCCAGGGCUUCCCCUUUGUGGAGGAGUCGGACCUGUACCCCGAGUUCCGCCAGUCGGACGAAGAGAACGACGACGAGGACGACCCGGGGCCCAUGCCCCCCGUCAUGCCCACGCUGCGGCCGCACCAGAUCUCGCCCGUGUCCUCCAGCCAGGAGAGUUACGCCCAGCCCCCGGCCUACAGCCCCCGCUUCCAGCGGCCCAUGGAAGGUAUGAUCCUGACGGAGGGCGGCCGGCUGCAGGCCGUGGGGCAGAGCAGGGUGGGCCAGCACCUGAGGCUCUUCCCCCACGCCCACUUCUACAGUUACCGCGGCAGCAGCCCCGGGGAACCCGAGUUCCCGCCCCCAUUCUACAUGCCUGACAUCAGCCCGCACAGCUCUGUCAUGUCCUCGCCCCCUCCCUUCGGCUACCCCACCAUCCCGGAGGAAGGCGGGGAGGGCGAGGGGGGGGGCUACGCCACGGCAUCCGGCAGCACCCUCCCCCUGUCCCGCACCCCUUCCGCCCGCUCCCCGGAAAUCUGGCGCCAGCCCCAUUUCCCCUUCACCGGGCUGGAGGGGCCCCGCCUCAUCUUCCCUCCGCUCCACCCCCCGCAUCCUCACCGGGACCUCCCCGAGCCUCCCCCCCUACCUCCUCCUCAGACCUCCCCCCUGGGUGGGCUCCCGUUCCCCCCCUACCCGGGCGCCCUCCCCCUGGAGGCCCCGCAGGGCGGCCUGAGCCCAGAGAAGCCUCCCUUUAGGGCCCUGGGCCCCCCGGCCAAGCGUUUAGCUAUGCAAGAGGCGCAGAGUCUAGGGCAGCUAAGACACACCAGCCAAGGUCUGGGCGUACCGGUAUUGCCUUACCCCGACCCGGCGGCCCACAGGGGCAGCCCAAGCACAAUCGGCGGGCCGGACCCGCGGUGGUACGAGCCCCCGGCCCGGCUCAGCCCCCGGGCGGCCCGGCGGACGGACCCUAGCCUGCAUCAGGUGGUCCUCCAGCCGUCGCGGCUCUCCCCGCUGGCCGGGAGCCCCCCCAGCUCUCACGAGAGCUCCCCGGAGAUCGUGGUCCGUCCCCGGCCCCGCCCCGGCCCCGGCCCCAGCUCCGCCCAGCCCGCCGAGAUGACCGAAAUCGCCCUGCAGCCCCUGGCCACCGCCAUCGCUGCCGCUGCCGCCGCCGCUGCCGCCGCCGCCGUCUCCCCCUCGCAGGGCCGGCGGGCGGGCCCCCCCAGCUACCGCUCCACCAUGGCGUUUGCCACCGCGGCCGCCAGCUACCCGUCCCAGUCCCCGUCGCCCCCCACGGAGAGCAGCGACGUUUUCGGGCAGAUGCCGUCCCAGAGGAGGACAGAGGAGGAGAUGCUGCCGUCAGAGCCUUCUCCACACCAGUCAGCUGCAGGGAAACAUCUAGGUGCUUUGAGUGCUCCUGCUGGGUCUGAGAGCGUUGACGCACUGAGGUACCGACACGUUAAAAAAGCCAAGAAGAUGGCCACCAACAACGCCAAAUCCAAGCAGAAACCAGGUGUGUGCAUCUCUCAGACCAGGCAGCUCCACGCCUCUCAGGUUCUCCAGCCCGAGGAAGCUCUCUACCUCCGCAAGGCGAAGAAGCGCUCCGCCCGGCAGGCCCCCUACGCCCGCCUGUCCGCCCUCCUCUACCGCCGCCCGCCCCGGGACGACCAGAAGGCCAUUCUGGCCAGCAUGGACACCGCGGACCUGGACAACAUCACCCCUCUCUGAGACCGGGCGCGCCCUCCCCCCCAGCGGAGACUGUGACCGCGCGGCUCUGCCGCGUCUACAGUAACCCAUCCCCAUCCCUCACCACCCCAACCAUCAGGUCCACUGAUUUUCCCUUCCAUUGUUCUUUCUCUGAUCAUUUAAAAGGAGUAAUCCCCCCCCCCCCGUCUUCCUAGACUUUUACUCCAGUGCAAAGACGAUGAAAUUUAAAUGUAUUUAAAGUGCGGUAAACGUGAAUUCUGCCAGUAAUCAACAUUUAGCCCGAAGGGACCGUAUGUGCUGAUUGAAAUACACAAGUUACAGCAUCCAAGCCGAGAGCCGAGAUAUAAUUACCCCUGGUUUUUUUCAAAACUGCCUCUCCUCACGGGAGAGUGGUUUCUUACAGUUGCAGAAACCUCACAUUGCAACCUGGCAAAAAGGAGCAGUGGGGAAAAGAAAAUAAUGGAUUGUUCUAAAUUUAACAAAAUGGAGUCGUUGUGAUUUAAAGAGUUGAAUUCAUCCAGGACAACCAAUGCCCUAAUGACCUGAAACCCAGCAUUGGCUCUCUGCACAGAACAAGCAGACAGCCUAAAUCUGUCAAAUCCCUCUAUUAGCAUGGAGGGUGACGAUUAUAUCUUCUUUUUAAAUACAAUGUUAAUUCAAUUCAGUUUUAUUUUAUUUGUGUUGCACUUUUUACAGAGCACUGUCACAAAGACACUUUACAGAGUAGCAAGGCAAGAGAUAGAUCAAAAAGAGCAAACAGAACAAACAUCUAAUGAAUGAUAUCCAAUGAAUAUUAAAUAUUAGUGUUGUAUGGUGAUUUAUUUUUGGGUUAAAAAUAUGAAUAUUAGAUUUUUAGGUUAACCUAACCUUUAAGGUUAUAAAUGAAGUGAACCUUUGAAGUGAACCCAGCCAUCAACUGUAGUGCAGUAUGGUGUAUGUGAUGCUGGAAAGGUUUAUGUUUUGUUUAUUUAUUGAAUAGCACUUUCUCUUAAAAUGAAUGGCAAUUUUGAAAGAACCCAGAGGUAAUCGCACUUGGUUUGCAUAACUACAGUAUUUUCCAUGAAAUGUAGUGUAAGUGGGAACAGCCAACUGCAAAGCUGGUUCAUAACAUAUUCCAUUACAUGUCAUAAGAGACACCAGUCUCGUACAAGGAACAGACUUCUUUGCUUCUACAGUAUAUACCUCAGAGUAUUUGCACAAUUCAGGUUGCUGCAGUUAUACUUGAGACCGUUUAUAACUAGAGAGACUAUACACUUGGUUUCCUAGUCCUUCCCGGUCCUUCCCAGGAAUUUCAGUUAUUACAGUAUUUAACAUGUUCAACUUGUAAUAGGGUCACAGUGACAGUGCAUUCACUUCAACAAAGCAGGGACAGUAUUUUCAAUGUACAAAUUCAAAACUGCAUGGUAUCUUUUCAGUACGCCAUGGCAUUUGCAGUGUAUCAUUCAUUCAUGUUUCAUACUCUUUUUAUGACAUCACAGUGCACAAAGGACUGGCGUUGAUUCUGUGGUUAAUUUAGUCAAUAUUACAUAUUGAUCUUCCGCACAGGGAUGCAUUGAUUCCGUAUUUGUGUGUUUUAUCAUAUCUCCUCAAAAACAGCGACACGAAGAGCAGGAAACUUCCAUAUGCCAGGGCUUUUCAUUUUGGUGAUUGAUGUUUUAUUUUUAUUAUUUUUUGUCUUUUCUCAGCUUUGUCAGACAGCAAAUCAGUGCUAUCUAUUAUUACUUGACUGUUGCUGUCAUACACUGCUUACAGUCAUCAAUCAAAGGGAAACGGUGAGAGUCUUUCCAAUGCAAAGCACAAUAAAAAAAAAUUUAAAAAUACAUUUGAAAAGUUGACUUUGGAAACAAGGGGAGGCACGUGUCUCUGAAAAACAAGUACAUGUAGAUGUACUGUACACACACACACACACACACAUAUACACACACAGACAAUGUUGAUACUGCAUUAUAAAACCGUAUAAAAAUAAAGGCUUUAGAAUUUGAACAGUUAACAGUUGCUAUUGCUCAGCUUUAAACAUGUGGUGUUGUGCACUUUUUCCUUGUUAAAUUAAAGCUGUUGCACUGGAGCAAAAUCUUUGGCAUUAUGUACCAUUCUAAUGAAAACAGUGUGAUAUCAUAUUACCAUCUUUAUCACAUGUUUGAACUGAUGGGAUUCCUCACCUUACAUGUACAAUGCAAGACAACCGGUGUUGUGGUAAUGCCAAAAACGCUACAUCUCCAUUAACCGAUUCAACAACAAUAACAAUGUACUGUAAUUUGACGAGCCUAAGAUUUUGUGCCAUAGUGUACUGUAAUACUUUUCAUUUUUAUGAGAGAGACCUUCAAAAAUCACAGAGGGCUCAUGAGAUCAAGAAAAGCUUGUUUCUUUUUGUCUGUUUCACUUUUGUCUUUAUUCUUAUUCUGUUUUUUUUUGGGGGGGGGGGGGAAUCUAGAUAACUAACUGCCUUUGUUAGCCUUUAGAAGCCUAGGUGAUCUUUUUUAUUGUACUUUUCUUUAAAUUGACUGUUAGUAUUUUGUCUCAGUUUGCCUGGUCACAGCCUACAGGAACAUGCUCUCCUGUAUGGACAAAAAGAAAAGAUAAACAUGCUGAAGUAUAGAGGCAUGCUAUUGUUUCUUCAACUUUAAAUGGUGCUAGACCUGUGUAGAACCGUAUGUAUUUUCCAGUCGGAAUGGAAAUGUCUAUACAGAACAACACUAUGUUUUAUGUGCAUUGCUGGUGGGAAGGGUUGGG